Messenger RNA from Penicillium verhagenii, 1080 nucleotides. Its product is annotated as thermonuclease family protein. The record is from RefSeq and is a predicted model, not a curated record. Lineage: Eukaryota; Fungi; Ascomycota; Eurotiomycetes; Eurotiales; Aspergillaceae. Bases 1 to 1080 code for a protein of 359 amino acids. Gene Ontology annotation, cellular component: cytoplasm; mitochondrion. The transcript has a single exon.
AUGGUAUACAAAGGCGCGUAUCUACGGCAACGAUCGCCGAGGACUGCAGGCCCUCUAAGCUUCCCCACGGCGAUCAUCUUGUCCCCAACAACACUCACCUUUUCCACUCAACAUUUCAACCUACUCCCCUCUCUGUUCCAAGUAGGGACAUGGGCCGAUAUGCGAUGGCCCCCAUGGAGUUCCAAGUCAACCAAUGACGACGAAAAACUACAAAAUACCGCUUCCACGACCACGACCACACCGCCACCCCAAACAUCUUUUCUCGAUUGGUCCGACUUCAUAGAACCCAGAACCAUUGCGCCUACCAUCCUCCUCACAAGUGGUAUCCUAUUUGCUGUCCGUCUACACCGUCGCUACCUCCGCCGCGUCCCCGACGCACCUAGCAUCUCGCCCUCCUGGCUGCGCCGCCGCACGGUGUUCGGACAGGUAACCCGGGUUGGCGAUGGCGAUAAUUUCAGGAUUUAUCACACACCUGGUGGACGCCUAGCUGGCUGGGGCUGGUUGCCUUGGAAGAAAGUCCCUACUACUAAAAAGGAGCUUAAGGACAAAACGGUUCGUCUGUUGUUGACACAAGGCGCCACCUGGCGCCAAAAUCUUGCCUUGCCUAACAAAAAGCUAUCUACUCAGAUCCACAUUCGUCUAGCUGGCAUAGACGCUCCCGAACUUGCACAUUUCGGUCGCCCCGAACAACCAUUCGCUCGUGAUGCCCACUCCUGGCUUACCUCGUAUCUUCUCGGUCGCCGCAUACGUGCAUCUAUCUACCGACAAGAUCAAUAUAAUCGCGUUGUAGGGAGUGUGUUUGUACGACGUGCAUUCGAUUUUCCUCCCUUCCGCCGCCGAGACGUUUCAUAUGAGAUGUUGAAACGGGGACUCGCGACGGUUUACGAGGCAAAGGUUGGGGCUGAGUUUGGGGGUGCGGCGGUGGAGAAGAUAUAUCGCAAGGCUGAAUCGCAGGCCAGGCUCAAAUCCAAGGGCUUGUGGAAAGAUUACAAAAGACUUGGAUCGGAUUGGGAGAGUCCGAGGGAAUAUAAGAAUCGGAUGGGUAUGGGGGAUGUGGAUAACUCAAGUAAAUCAAAGUAA